Akanthomyces muscarius is the source of this 1452-nucleotide messenger RNA. RefSeq lists its product as uncharacterized. The transcript has 2 exons. Lineage: Eukaryota; Fungi; Ascomycota; Sordariomycetes; Hypocreales; Cordycipitaceae. The record is from RefSeq and is a predicted model, not a curated record. Bases 1 to 1452 code for a protein of 483 amino acids. Gene Ontology annotation, cellular component: cytoplasm; nucleus. Gene Ontology annotation, molecular function: zinc ion binding.
AUGGCCGGAGAGUUAAAGGUUCAGGACCCGUCCGAGUUCUUCCAGUCGAUCGGCAGCAAGGUCGAGGGCUUUGCGCCCAAGGCAAAUGGCGAGGCCGAGGACGACUUCAAGCCCGUUGACGAAAUUGAGUCGCUUUGCAUGAACUGCCACGAAAAUGGAAUGACCAGGAUUCUCCUCACCUCGAUCCCGUACUUCCGUGAAGUCGUCAUCAUGUCUUUCAGCUGCGAGCACUGUGGCUUUCACAACAACGAGAUCCAACCGGCCGGGACGAUCCAGCCCAAGGGCACGCACUACGAACUGCGACUUACAGAACUCCCCGACUUUGGACGCCAGGUCAUCAAGUCCGACUCCGCCGUUGUCAAGUUUAUCGAGCUGGACCUCGAGAUUCCUGCCGGUCGCGGUCAGCUUAGCAAUGUCGAGGGUCUCCUCACAACUGUUCUUGACGAUCUCGAGAUGGGACAGGAGGCACGCAAGGAGCAAGCCCCCGAGGUACACACCAAGAUUGCCGAACUUAUCGCCAAGGGUCGCGCUAUGCUUGCUGGCGAGUCCUUCCCCUUCCGCGUUUACGUCGACGAUCCUGCCGGCAACUCAUUCAUUGCGCCCGACCUGAAGGACGGUGUCGGCAAGUGGGAGAAGCGCGAAUACCCCCGUACAUCUGAGCAGAAUGCUGCUCUUGGCCUCGCUGACAGCGAUGUCAACGCUGCUAUUGCCGCCAAGGAGGCCGGCUCCGGCAGCGGUGGUUACCCUGGUCUGACUAACGAUGGCGAAAUUAUCCCUGACGAGGUUUAUGACUUCCCGGCUACUUGCCCCGGAUGCAUGCAUGCGUGCGUUACCCACAUGAAGAUGGUUGAUAUCCCACACUUCAAGCAGGUUGUUCUCAUGUCUACUGUGUGUGACGACUGCGGCUACCGCUCGAACGACGUCAAGACCGGCGGUGAGAUCCCUGAGCAGGGCGAGAUCAUCAGGCUUACCGUCGAAGACAAUAUCGAUCUCGCGCGCGAUAUCCUUAAGAGCGAGACAUGUGGUCUCGAAUGCCCGGAGCUGCAACUACAGGUCAAUCCUGGCACGCUCGGAGGACGCUUCACCACGGUCGAAGGUCUUCUGACACAGGUCCGAGGCGAUCUCCACGGUCAAAUCUAUUCAAACGCCCAAACCGGGCAGGGCGGUGACUCGCUGGCCUCUGGCGACAAGACGCAGUGGGAUAGCUUCUUUGAGGGUCUUGACGCAGCAAUCCGCGGCGAUAAGAAGUUCACUGUCGUCCUCACUGAUCCAUUUGCGAGCAGCUUCGUCCAGCCAUUGGCGGACCCCCCGGCAGCUGACCCCAAGAUUACGCGCACCAAAUACCAGCGCACGGUAGAGGAAGAAGAGGAGCUGGGUCUUGGGGACAUGAAAACCGAAGGAUACGAAGCGGAGGCGCAUCAAAAUGGCGUCAACGGCGAGGCCCAGGAAUAA